AUGGCGUGGUCAAAGUCGAAGGGGAGGAAAGCCACAAUUCUGAAGCUGGACUGGGGGAGCAGGGGACUGCUGUCGCUGGAGAGCUUGAUGGUCAAGAUGCCCCAACAGAACUUAGGAUCGACCAUGCUGAGGCUGAAGAUGAUUAUGCUCCACCUGCGGUGGAAUCUGUGCUUAAUGCCAAGGAUGGAGAAAGUGAAGAAAGUGUUGCCACUGAGGUUGUUGCUCCUAAAGAACAACAGGAUGGAGAGAAUGCUCCAGCAGACUCCAGUGGUUCAGAUGAGCCCCCCCCCCCCCCGACAUGCUGAGUCUGUUUCCGUUGUCUUGGAGUCUGAGGGCAGCGUCGAGCAGAGCAAAGGAGAAGAGGUUGUUGCUGAGAUCAAGAAGCCAGGUACAGAUCGAUCAACUAUUUCGGGGGUUACUGGACAGCAUGAUGCUGACAGAAGUGUGACUACUGCUGAUCCCGUGAUUAACGCCGACGAGGGCAACCAUGAGCAUGAUGCAAUCACAGAGCUGGUGGAGCAGGAUGGGAGCAACAUGCAUGACCAUGUUCACCAGAUUGUUGAUUCUUGCACAUCUGCUCCUGAGAUCGAUGUUGAUGGGAGCAAAGGACUGCAAAUAGAAGCACUGACUACUGAGCCUGGAGUAUUGGAUGGAAGCGAUUGUGAAGCGACUUCUAAAGGACCUUCAGAAGAGGAAGUUGUCGCAAACGGGCUUGGUUGUGCCAAGGACACUGCUGACACUUCUUUGGAGCUUGAAGGAUAGAGCGAAGUUGCCUCUGGUGUUGUUGAAGUGGAAGACAUAGUAGGAAAGGAUGGUGAGGGGGACUUGCAUGAUGGCCGCACGGCUGUUGUCCUCUCAACUGACGAGGAAGCAAAACCUUCUGCAAAGGAGGGAACAAAUGAGGCCAUUCCUGCUGAAGUUGUGAAGGAGGGAAUAAGCGAACAAAUUGUGCAAGAUAAUGAAUCCGUUAAGGAUGAUGUCCCUUCUUUCAUACUUCACUCAGUAAAUUCAGAAGAUCCAGUUGUUGAACCUAAGGGGGAUCACAUACUCCAGGUAGAAGAUGCUACAGGUGAUGGAAACACGACAGUUUCUGAUGUAAAGGUCGUCAUGUUGGAAAUGAAUAGAACAUAUAUCAUUCAAACACAAGAUCUCAACUCGGCAUCUGAAGACAGGGGUGUACCAUUGCCUGACAAAGUUGAGGAGGAGGUAAACAAAGAAGUUUUCCCUGAUGAUGCACUUUUAGCCCAGAAUGACUGUUCUUCUGUAAAGACUCGAAUGCACAAGCAGUUGGAAUUACCUCGCACUCGUGCAGCUGCAGCAGAUAAAAGUGACAAUCUAUACUAUUAAAGGGGAUCUGCCGUCUGUCGUGAUGGUUCGACCUCAUACGAUCCCGACUUCCUUCCGCUAGCACUUCCACCGAUUUUUUUCAUCCCUCCGUAAACCAAGAGAUUAAAUAAAGAAAACAACUUGUUCAUUAAAAAAAGGCCCUCUACCUUGACGAAACAAUAAUCCUCCCCAUCUCGCGCAAGUCUUCCCCAUCGCU
Hordeum vulgare subsp. vulgare (domesticated barley) is the source of this 1543-nucleotide messenger RNA. RefSeq lists its product as uncharacterized. Bases 1 to 762 code for a protein of 253 amino acids. Lineage: Eukaryota; Viridiplantae; Streptophyta; Magnoliopsida; Poales; Poaceae. The transcript has a single exon. The record is from RefSeq and is a predicted model, not a curated record.